Messenger RNA from Impatiens glandulifera, 2589 nucleotides. RefSeq names its product DEAD-box ATP-dependent RNA helicase 37-like. Gene Ontology annotation, molecular function: RNA helicase activity; RNA binding; ATP binding. The transcript has 7 exons. Gene Ontology annotation, cellular component: nucleus. The record is from RefSeq and is a predicted model, not a curated record. The coding region runs from base 444 to 2333 and encodes 629 amino acids. NCBI's taxonomy places the organism in Eukaryota, Viridiplantae, Streptophyta, Magnoliopsida, Ericales, Balsaminaceae.
UCUUCUUUUUCUUACUAUUUGUUUUUAGGCUUUUAGAGAGAGAAAGAGGAAGACAAAGGAGAGAGAGAGACGGAGGAGAAUAAAUUAUUAGAUAUUUUAGUUAUCGCCAUCUCACCGUAUAUCGGCAAAACUAUUAGGGUUUCAAUUUGCGUCCGUCAUCGUCGUCUCUAGGGUACUUUCCCUUUAUUUCUCUCCCCCUCCCCCUUCACGCCCGCAUUCGGCCGUGUUCUUUGCUUAUUCUUCGUCUUUCUUGACUCUUCCUUGUGCAAAAUUAGAUUCUUCUUUUGGUUCGAGAUACGCGUUGUUGACUUGAAUUGUUGGAGACUUCAAGAAGGAUUAUUCGGCAUCGAUUUAGGAUUUCAUCUGCAAAGAUUCAAAGCCCUGGUUUUAGUUCAGGAUUCCCAGAUUUCUUCUGAAAAACAACCCUGAAUUCCUGUUUGGCUAUGCGUUCUUCAUGGGCUGAUUCUGUAGCUGCAGCUGAUAAUGCUGCGGCUGGGGCUUCUGCUAACAAUGGGGUUGUAGGUAGUACAACUUCUGCACCUCAACGUUCUGCCUAUGUUCCUCCUCAUCUCCGCAAUCGUCCCCCUUCUUCUGAGUCUGCACAAGCUCCAGGAACAGGCUAUGGUGGCCCUGCAUCUGGGUAUGGUGGUCCUGCAUCUGGGUAUGGUGCUCCCUCUGGUGGGAGCCGUUUUGGGAAUCCUAGGAAUGAUUACGGUCGAUCUGGUUAUGGUGGUGGCGGCCGUGGUGGUGGUGGAGGCUGGGAUCGGGGAAGGGACCGUGAGGUUAACCCAUUUGCAGAAGAAGAUAAUGCUGAACCAGAUGUUUCUGAUGAUCAAAACACUGGAAUAAACUUCGAUGCUUAUGAAGAUAUUCCUGUUGAAACUAGCGGUGAUAAUGUUCCUCCGCCUGUGAAUACUUUUGCAGAGAUAGACCUGGGGAAUGAACUUAAUGAGAAUAUAAGGAGGUGCAAGUAUGUGAAACCUACCCCUGUUCAACGUCAUGCAAUUCCAAUCUCCCUUGCAGGACGAGAUCUGAUGGCUUGUGCUCAGACUGGAUCGGGAAAGACAGCUGCCUUUUGUUUCCCGAUUAUUAGCGGAAUUAUGAAGAGUCAGGUUGCUCACAGACGGCCCCGUGGUCGUGUUGCUUUCCCGCUCGCUCUUAUCCUUUCUCCAACCAGGGAACUGUCUAUGCAAAUUCAUGACGAGGCUAAGAAAUUUGCGUAUCAAACCGGUGUUAAGGUUGUGGUUGCUUAUGGUGGAGCACCUAUCAAUAACCAGCUGCGGGAAUUGGAGAGAGGUGUUGAUAUACUUGUUGCAACACCUGGGCGGUUGGUGGAUUUGCUGGAAAGAGCAAGAGUUUCAUUAGAGAUGAUCCACUAUUUGGCUUUGGAUGAAGCGGAUAGAAUGUUAGACAUGGGUUUCGAGCCUCAAAUAAGAAAAAUUGUUGAACAGAUGGAUAUGCCUCCACCAGGUGUUAGGCAGACAAUGCUUUUCAGUGCCACAUUUCCUAAAGAAAUACAGAGGUUGGCUUCAGAUUUUCUUUCAGGAUACAUUUUUCUGGCUGUUGGAAGAGUUGGAUCAAGUACUGAUUUGAUCGUUCAAAGAGUGGAAUUUGUUCACGAGUCUGACAAGAGAAGCCAUCUUAUGGACCUCUUACAUGCACAAAGGGCCAAUGGCACACAAGGGAAGCAAUCUCUAACUUUGGUUUUUGUGGAGACAAAGAAAGGAGCUGAUGCAUUAGAACACUGGUUGACCAUGAACGGUUUUCCCGCUACUACUAUUCAUGGCGACAGAACACAACAGGAAAGAGAACAGGCUCUGAGAUCCUUCAAAAGUGGCAACACCCCAAUUCUUGUUGCAACGGAUGUAGCUGCUCGAGGUCUGGACAUACCCCAUGUUGCCCAUGUGGUGAACUUCGACCUUCCAAACGACAUUGAUGAUUACGUCCACCGAAUAGGACGAACAGGGCGUGCUGGGAAGUCGGGUCUCGCCACUGCCUUCUUCAACGAUAACAACACUUCCCUCGCAAGGUCUUUAUCCGACUUAAUGCAAGAGGCCAAUCAAGAAGUUCCGGCUUGGCUUUCGCGCUAUGCUGUCAGAUCCACAUUUGGAGGAGGGAAGAAUCGUCGCUCAGGCGGCGGUGGUCGGUUUGGAGGCCGCGAUUUCAGGAGGGACUCCGGUUAUAACAACAGGGGUGGCGGAGGAGGCGGUGGUGGUGAUUACUAUGGUGGUAGUUCGGGCGGGUAUGGUGGUUCGACUGGCGGAGGUUACAGUGGUGGUGGUGGUGGAGGAGGUGGAGGAUAUGGUGCAGGUGUUACCAGUGCUUGGGACUAAAUUGGUAAUUUAUGAUUAUGUCAAAAAAAUAUAGAGAUGAUGUUCUUUUGAUAUUUAGCCAAUUUGUCUCCCUUACUUAUAGUUUGUUUUAUUACUCUUUUUUGUUCAUUUUAAUUUUAUUCCAGACUUGGUUUAGAUCCCCCCCUUCCCUUUGGCUCUCUGUAAACCCUAGAUUUAUUAAAACUCUCGCAUUAUUAUGAUUUUAGGGGAUGAUGGAUGGAUAUUGGAUUUUGGAUAAAGAGAGAUUUUCAAAUCA